Molecule: messenger RNA, 1747 nt
Organism: Silurus meridionalis
Lineage: Eukaryota; Metazoa; Chordata; Actinopteri; Siluriformes; Siluridae
Product: trace amine-associated receptor 13c-like
Exons: 3
Coding region: 429-1559 (376 amino acids)
Biological process (GO): G protein-coupled receptor signaling pathway
Cellular component (GO): membrane
Molecular function (GO): G protein-coupled receptor activity
Source: RefSeq, a predicted model, not a curated record
CUCUCUCUCUCUCUCUCUCUUACUGUAAUAUAUUUUUUCAAACAUCAUUCAAAUAAAUGUCAUUUUCUAAUUUUAGAAUUCUAGACCUAACAGCCAAUAUACUGUAAGCCAGAAGUCCCAAACCACCAUGGUGCAACCCAGUACCAGGCCAUGGAAAUUUGCAAGAAGCUACUGUGGAAAAUGUCUACAGAUAUGACCUUACUGUUUAUUGUGUAUUUUGCUAUUUAAGAGCCACUAUCCAAAUUUAUAUAUAGCAUGAUUCAAUUUAUAUUUCACCCACACAGACACCCCAACCAGUCCAUGAAGAAUAUUAUCAAAACUGGCCUGGGUUGUGAUGCACAAAAAAGGUUGUGUUAAAUCUAUUCCUGAAGGCCCCAAUGAUGCACUCACUUCACCUUAACCUUUUACAAAGGGAGUAAAAGUCCAGAAUGACCUCAGUGACCGCAAACCUCAGUGUGCCCUGGGGUGCCGGCAUGCUAAUCAAUAUUUUGAAUCACACAUCUGAUGGAUCUACAGGAGUAGCUCGUUCUCAAAAGCCUCCCUGCACCAUGUGCUGCUGUGGAUUAUUGAAAAUUACACUGACUGUGGUAUUCAUGGUCAGCCUGGCAUUCGCCAUUGUCAUCGGCAAUGUGGUGACGCUCACCGUGUUCAUGAAAACCCGCCAGUCACGUACACCACAGGGCUACCUCAAAGUAUCUCUGGCCAUAGCUGACAUGAUAGUCGGGAUGGUGGUGGUGCCUUUCUCUGUUUACACUGAAAUAUCCAUCAUGGUAAACAGCACCCCUCCGAUGUGGUACCAGAGUGGAUCUAAUGUCUCAGCACAAAAAAUUUCCAGUUCCUGGCAGCCCUGCAUGGUGAUCGGCCCAUUGUUUGCUGGUUGCACUUUUGUCUCAAUCAGCACUAUCUUCUUGAUGACAGUGGAGCGCAGUGUAGCUAUUUUAUGGCCAUUACAGAAAGAUACACUCGUGACCCGGCGGCGGACUUUGCUUCUGAUCCUCGCCUCAUGGACAAGCAGUUUCAUGCUUGCGAUUGCACCCCUAAUCUUGAGCGAAAGCUUUACUUUGGAGUAUAAUGAGUGCAGCCGAAUGUGUAACUAUGUGCCACUCCUGGUGGGUUAUCAGUUGCCUGCUGACACCAAUAUAUUGCUGCUAUUUCCAGUCUUCGACUUCACACUCCUGGGUUUCACUUUGAUUGUUAACAUCUUGUCCUUCAUUACCAUCUGCCGCUACACCCGAAAGCGCAAGCUCCUUUCCGAAGGGCUCGAGGGAGGCACAAGCACCUGCUCUCAAAAACCUGCUUUUUCAGAUAUCAAGGCAGCCAAAACGAUUGGCAUCCUCACCUUUACUUUUGCAGCCUCGUUCUCGCCUAUUGCCAUUUUUGUGCUGGGCAACAUAGUUGGCUACACAUGGUGCAACUUCUCUUUCUUUGCCUUCUGGAUCCUGACAGGGAACAGUUGCUGUAAUGUAAUUAUAUACAGCAUCAGGGAUCGCCGCUUUAGAAGAGGGUUGUCGAUUCUUUUUUAUAGGGAUCGUUCACCACAAAACUCUGAGAAAAGCUGACAUUGUCAGGUAUAUAUUCUACCCCAGAUCCAUCCCAGUGGAAUAUGUACUGCAUUUCACCUUGAUACUUGUGUGGUGGCAUCCAUCAGUAGCAAAGUUCUAGCAUUUAAAAAUCUGGCUUGGUCUGUCUGUGAACUUUUACUUCAUUUUAGUGGGAAGUAUCUUAUUUUCAGUCUACUACAUUUUAA